Messenger RNA from Ostreococcus lucimarinus CCE9901, 615 nucleotides. RefSeq lists its product with no specific name. Gene Ontology annotation, molecular function: chromatin binding. The transcript has a single exon. Gene Ontology annotation, biological process: regulation of gene expression. Gene Ontology annotation, cellular component: nucleus. Bases 1 to 615 code for a protein of 204 amino acids. The record is from RefSeq and is a predicted model, not a curated record. NCBI's taxonomy places the organism in Eukaryota, Viridiplantae, Chlorophyta, Mamiellophyceae, Mamiellales, Bathycoccaceae.
AUGCCGUCUCCCGACCCCCGCGGUCGCGCCGACGAGCGUUCGAAACGCUCGAAACGCGACGCCUCGACGUCGUCGUCGUCUUCGCGCUCGCGCAGUCGCUCGCGCGACGCCGCAGACGGCGACCAAACGCACAGGUUUAAGCAAUUUCUCAAAAAGCGACACGAGCGACUGGAAUCCGUCCGACGCGCCGCCGAGCGCGCCGAACGCGAAGCGCUCGACGCCGGGGAGGCACUUAUCGGACCCCCUCCCCCUCCCGAGUCGUUCGAAGUCGAUCGCGACGCGAUCAAUCACGGGAAACAUUUGCUCGCCGGCGAAGGCGAAGCCAUGGGACGAUUCGCGGCGGCGGGCGAACGCAUCCCGCGACGAGGAGAGAUUGGAUUAAAGACGGAUCAGAUUGAACGGUUCGAAAACUUAGGAUACGUGAUGUCGGGAAGCCGGCACUCGAGGAUGAACGCGGUACGGAUGCGGAAGGAAGCGCAGGUGUACUCGGCUGAGGAAAAGGCGGCGCUGGCGGCGUUGAGCAAGGAGGAACGCGCGGCAAAGGAGCGACGCGUGUUGGACGAUAUGCGAGCGUUGGUGCAGGCGCAGUUGGAAUCAAGAGAACGUCAUGACUAG